GUCUAGGGAAGCGGUAAUUCUUCCCCAUUCCUCGUAGUUCAUUUCAACAAUGGCGGCAGCAUCGUCUUCAACGGGUGCCUCGAACCCCUCAAAUCCCGUUGUUUUCUUCGAUAUAUCCAUAGGGGGACAGGAGGUUGGAAGACUGAAAAUGGAGCUGUUUGCAGAUGUCGUACCGAAAACAGCAGAAAAUAUGAGACAACUGUGCACAGGAGAAUUCAGAAAAGAUGGAAUACCUCAAGGAUUCAAAGGGGCCUUCUUUCACAGGGUUAUAAAAGACUUCAUGAUUCAAGGUGGCGACUUUGUCAAAGGUGACGGUACAGGGGUUUUUAGUAUUUAUGGAGAGGUUGCAUUCCCUGAUGAAAAUUUCAAGUUAAAACAUGAUGCACCAGGUCUUCUAUCUAUGGCAAACAGUGGUCCAAACACAAAUGGAUGUCAGUUCUUUAUCACCUGUGCCAAGUGUGAUUUUCUUGAUGGGAAGCAUGUUGUAUUUGGUAAAGUUGUUGAUGGACUGUUAGUGAUGAGAAAAAUAGAGAAUGUUCCUACGGGACCCAACAACAGACCUAAAUUACCUGUGGUUAUAUCACAGUGCGGAGAAAUGUAGAGUUGAAUGUAUCUUUUUUAUA
Pocillopora damicornis (cauliflower coral) is the source of this 623-nucleotide messenger RNA. RefSeq names its product peptidyl-prolyl cis-trans isomerase H. Gene Ontology annotation, cellular component: cytoplasm; intracellular membrane-bounded organelle. The record is from RefSeq and is a predicted model, not a curated record. Gene Ontology annotation, molecular function: peptidyl-prolyl cis-trans isomerase activity; cyclosporin A binding. NCBI's taxonomy places the organism in Eukaryota, Metazoa, Cnidaria, Anthozoa, Scleractinia, Pocilloporidae. Gene Ontology annotation, biological process: protein peptidyl-prolyl isomerization; protein folding.